Molecule: messenger RNA, 2979 nt
Organism: Ictidomys tridecemlineatus (thirteen-lined ground squirrel)
Lineage: Eukaryota; Metazoa; Chordata; Mammalia; Rodentia; Sciuridae
Gene: Inhbb
Product: inhibin subunit beta B
Cellular component (GO): extracellular region
Molecular function (GO): growth factor activity; cytokine activity
Source: RefSeq, a predicted model, not a curated record
CGGCGACUUCCUGGAGGCGGUGAAGCGGCACAUCUUGAACCGCCUGCAGUUGCGGGGCCGGCCCAACAUCACGCACGCUGUGCCCAAGGCCGCCAUGGUCACGGCCCUGCGCAAGCUGCACGCGGGCAAGGUACGCGAGGAUGGCCGCGUGGAGAUCCCACACCUCGACGGCCACGCCAGCCCCGGCGCCGACGGCCAGGAGCGCGUCUCCGAAAUCAUCAGCUUUGCUGAGACAGAUGGCCUCGCCUCUUCCCGGGUCCGCUUGUACUUCUUCGUUUCCAACGAAGGCAACCAGAACCUGUUCGUGGUGCAGGCCAGCCUGUGGCUUUACCUGAAACUUCUGCCUUACGUGCUGGAGAAGGGCAGUCGGCGGAAGGUGCGGGUCAAGGUGUACUUCCAGGAGCAGGGCCACGGCGACAGGUGGAAUGUGGUGGAGAAGAAGGUGGACCUCAAGCGCAGUGGCUGGCACACCUUCCCGCUCACAGAGGCCAUCCAAGCCCUGUUCGAGCGCGGUGAGCGACGACUCAACCUGGAUGUGCAGUGUGACAGCUGCCAGGAGCUGGCCGUAGUGCCAGUGUUCGUGGACCCUGGUGAGGAGUCACACCGGCCCUUCGUAGUGGUGCAGGCUCGGCUGGGUGACAACAGGCAUCGCAUCCGGAAGCGGGGCCUGGAGUGCGAUGGCCGGACCAACCUCUGUUGCAGGCAACAGUUCUUCAUCGACUUCCGGCUCAUCGGCUGGAAUGACUGGAUCAUCGCGCCCACUGGCUACUACGGGAACUACUGCGAGGGCAGCUGCCCGGCCUACCUGGCCGGGGUCCCCGGCUCCGCCUCCUCCUUCCACACGGCCGUGGUGAACCAGUACCGCAUGCGGGGCCUGAACCCCGGCCCUGUGAACUCCUGCUGCAUCCCCACCAAGCUGAGCUCCAUGUCGAUGCUCUACUUCGAUGACGAGUACAACAUCGUCAAGCGGGACGUGCCCAACAUGAUCGUGGAGGAGUGUGGCUGCGCCUGAUGGCGGAGGGCAGGGGCGCAGCGGCAGUGGGGUGUGGACGACAGUCCCCGGUGGGCUUCUUCCAGCCCCUGCGGGAACAGGAGGUGCCCGGUGGGCUGAGCGCGGUCAUUCCGUGGGCUGCAGGGAGAGGGCCAGGGUGAAGCCCGAGGGAAUUGCCUACUACUCCAUACAGCAACCCGGUCAAAGCCAGAGGGAGAGCCCCCAGCUGACAGGAGAGACUUUCAAAUGCACACGUAGACACGCACAGCCAGACGCAUCCUGCCACCCACACAGCAGCCUCCAGGAUACCAGCAAAUGGAUGCGGUGACAAAUGGCAGCUUAGCUACCAAUGCCUGUCAAUCGAAGAGAAUGGGGUGAGCAGCCACCAUUCCCACCAGCUGGCCGGGCCACUCUGAAUCGCGCCUUCUGAGCACACAUAAAAGCACAAAGACAGAGACAGAGAGAGAGAGAGAGAGAGAGAGGAAGAGAGAGAGUGCCAUGGAGAAGAAAAGCAGGGUGGGGAGCCGUGCAGCAGGCUGUGUGUCCCCUGGGCUGUACCAGGCCUGAUCUGCUGCAGCAGCCCCUUUCUCCCCACCUGGCAUCCUCCAUGCCUCGAGACCUGGGGAAACUGUCCCUCCAUGCCCUGGUAGAGGGCAGGAGGCCCAGGAAGUCCACCGCCUGUCAGAGACUGAGGAGCAGGGGCAAUGACCAUUCGACUGUUUGUCACUCGGGUCCCUGACACGACGUGUGUGUGUGUGUGUGUGUGUGUGUGUGUGUGUGUUUGUGGGGUGGGGAGGGUGGGAGAGGAUAGGGUCUUAAUUCGAUGCUUUAACUGAUCUCCAACAGUUGACAGGUCCUUUGUGCCAGUUGUAGAACUGUAAAGACUUUUCUAUCAGGUAUGACCUUUGACGCGAAAAACGGAAUUGUUCAAAAUGAGAAGAAGAAAAGUUGCAAUCGGUGCCCUUCCCUGGGGACAUUCCUCUAGGACUGGUUGGGGGAGGCUGGGAAUGACCACUAGGCAAGGGAUGAGCCCAGAGGAGGCAAUGAGAGGUGGAAGAGGCAUUCUGGAAAUGCUGGUGGGUGUCCCUCAGCACAGGGUGGGGGAAGGGAGCCACUCUGCUGGCCUUGGAGAGAUGGGGAAGGCUUUCACUGCUUUGCAGAAGUUGCCUGCGUGGGUGGGCCCUGGCCACCGGGGCCAGCCAUGGACAUGGCACCUGCCCACUCACCCGCCUGCCUACCUGCCCCGCAUAGCACUUGCUGACCUGCCUGACGCACAUGAUAUAGCACUUGCCGAUCUGCGCGUGUCCAGAAGUGGCCCCCGGGGGGAGAGAGCACUGAAGUCCUGAAGUCGCUCUCCCUCUAGAUGUCCAAGUGCCACGUGAACUAUGCAAUUUAAAGGGUUGACCCACACUAGACGAAACUGGACUCGUAUGACUCUUUUUAUAUUUUUUAUACUUGAAAUGAAAUCCUUUGCUUCUUUUUUAAGCGAAUGAUUGCUUUUAAUGUUUGCACUGAUUUAGUUGCAUGGGUUAGUCAGAAACUGCCAUUUGAAAAAAAGAAGUUAUUUUUAUAGCAGCAAAAAAAAAAAUGAAUACAGUUAAAUGUAUUAUACAUAAUUUUGGAACCAAAGAGGCCAACAGAUCAGUUUUAAUUUUUAUUAGACGGUGAGGCCAUCUUCUGUGAGAUGGACGUUCUGAACAAUCGCUUGAGUGGCCUGCCAACGUUUCAGGGUAUAAACGGAUUUUGUUUAUUCAGUUCGAUGUGUCUUUUCCAUCCUCACACACCCAGAAGCUAGAGUAAAAGAAAAUGACUGGUAGAAUGCAGGUGUGUACCCUUAAAUCCUCAUCUUUAUGUUUAUUUAAUAAAAGCUCCCCUUAGGUUCUGUUUCAUAAUAAUUUAAAACCAAACAAUCUCCCCCAUAGACUGGCUGUUAAAGUAUGUUACGUUUGUGUACAGUUUCAGAAAAUAAACAAUUGAGUGCCACGGGC